This is a messenger RNA of Arabidopsis lyrata subsp. lyrata, 1405 nucleotides long. RefSeq names its product F-box protein At1g67340. The coding region runs from base 74 to 1201 and encodes 375 amino acids. The transcript is spliced from 3 exons. Gene Ontology annotation, molecular function: protein binding. NCBI's taxonomy places the organism in Eukaryota, Viridiplantae, Streptophyta, Magnoliopsida, Brassicales, Brassicaceae. The record is from RefSeq and is a predicted model, not a curated record.
AGCCAAAGAGAUAAAAAAGAUAGACAGAAAAGAUAAGAGAGACUCUGUGUAAUCCUCAAAGACAAACAAGAUUAUGUUACCCUCAAGAAAAACAAAGAGAGUUCUCUCCGGUGACUUUACUCCGGGAAGAAAACGCCGGCGAUGUGUUGUUCCUUCUUCUGUUUCUCCGGCGCCGGAACACACAACCGGAGCCGAUUUGCUAGAUUCAAUUCCCGACGAUCUUGUUGUUUCUAUACUUUGUAAACUUGGUUCUACUUCUCGAUGUCCUGCUGAUUUCAUCAACGUUUUGAUGACAUGUAAGAGAUUAAAAGGAUUAGCUAUGAAUCCUCUUGUCUUGUCCAGAUUAUCUCCUAAAGCUAUCGCUGUUAAAGCUCACAAUUGGUCGGAAUAUUCUCACCGGUUUUUAAAACGGUGUGUCGACGCCGGAAGUCUUGAAGCUUGUUACACUCUAGGAAUGAUUCGGUUUUAUUGUUUACAAAACAGAGGAAACGGCGCGUCGUUAAUGGCUAAAGCCGCGAUUAGUUCUCACGCGCCGGCGUUGUAUUCUCUAGCCGUGAUUCAGUUCAACGGAAGCGGUGGUUCAAAGAACGAUAAAGAUCUUCGAGCCGGUGUUGCUUUAUGUGCGCGUGCGGCUUUUCUUGGUCACGUAGACGCGCUUCGUGAGCUUGGUCACUGUCUUCAAGAUGGUUAUGGAGUUCCUCAAAACGUCUCUGAAGGUCGGAGGUUUCUUGUUCAAGCCAACGCUCGUGAACUCGCCGCCGUUUUAUCUUCCGGUAUCCAAGCUAGGUCAACGUGGCUUUCUUUAUCACAGACACCUCCGGUUCCUAACCAUGGUCAGUCUUGUCCUUUACUUAGCGAUUUUGGAUGUAAUGUACCGGCACCGGAAACACAUCCGGCGAAUAGGUUUUUAGCAGAUUGGUUCGCCGUACGCGGCGGAGAUUGUCCCGGAGAUGGGUUGAGAUUAUGUUCACACGCUGGAUGUGGACGACCGGAGACGAGGAAGCAUGAGUUUAGGAGGUGUUCGGUUUGUGGCGUUGUGAAUUAUUGUUCACGCGCUUGUCAAGCUUUAGAUUGGAAACUCCGGCAUAAAAUGGAUUGUGCUCCGGUGGAACGGUGGCUAGAGGAAGGUGACGGUGGAGAAGGUAACGUUCAGAUUGACGGAAAUGGUAACGGUGAGAAUGUUUUGCUUCAAAUGAGUUAACGGCAAUGUAACGGCUGCUUUGAAUAGUAAAAAAUCAACGAGAGAUGAGGUAAACGGAAGCUAGUUUCGUUCUUUUCUUUCUAUUAGUGGAAAAGAUUUGGAUAAAAAUAUUACUAUCGAGUAUCGAGUAGAGUAAUUUUUGUAAUUCCAAUCUAUUGUAAAGAAGAGUUAUAAAAUGAACGGCUUUUAUUUUUCAUGUUAAAA